AUGGCAUGGAACAACCCACCACUCAAUCUAAAGCCAAGAUGGCCGCAAUUUAAACACAGGACUAAGCCAUCAGUCAUCUCUUGCUCUUCAGCUGGCCUUGGAGGACAGGCGACAGUUCCACUGACCCUCCUUGUCUUAUUGCUUGCUGGCCUCAGUGCGGCCGGUCCGCCGCAGCCAGCUCGCCCGCCUCUCCUGUCCGGACAGCCUUUUAUCAUUUUCUGGGGCAUCCCAGAUUCCUCCUGCACCAUGAGGCCGGACCCCGCUUCUUUUGGGAUGGAACGCGAGGGCCGUGUGGCCGUCUUCUACGAGGACACGCUGGGAAGCUACCCCUAUUUUAUCGACAAAGACACGAGGGUCAAUGGGGGUUUACCGCAGCACACGCGGCUGGACAGCCAUCUUCAGAAAACUCAGAUGGAUUUAGAUGCAGCUUUGCCUACGCCCAGGUAUCUCGGGCUGGGCGUUUUACGCUGGGCCGAGUGGCUACCGCAGUGGUUAAGAAAUCGAGAGAAGAAGGCCGUGUAUCAGGAAGCAUCGAGGAACUUGCUGAAAGCCUUCUUUCCUAACUGGACCCCGGAGGAAGUGGAGAAGUGGUCGCGGGUGGACUUUGAGGCAGCAGCCCAGUCAGUAAUGAUGGAAACCCUGAGAGAAAUCAGACGGCUGCGACCCAAAGCAUUGUGGGGCGUCUCCCCUUACCCGAGCUGCUACAAUGGCGAUUUGGCCCAAACCGCGUUAGCCAACUACAGCGGCCAGUGCUCCCCUGCUGAAAAGACCCUCAAUGAUGAGCUUCUCUGGCUGUGGAAGCGAUGCUCCGCCCUUUACCCUCUUCUCACCCUGGAGAAGCUGCAGGGUGGAACAUCUGGAGGGAAGCUUUAUUUGACCAGUCAAAUCCAGGAGGCGCUACGAGUUUCCUCUCUGGCUGGAGUAUCGUUCGAUCUUCCCGUGUUUCCACUGGUCAACAGUGUGUACGCCUCGACCAACACGUUCCUUUCUCAGGCAGACCUGGUCAGCAGCAUUGGGGAAAGCGCUGCCAUGGGAACAGCCGGGGUGGUCAUCUGGCAGAGAAGUGAGACCAGGACCGAUAGAGAAUGUCAAGACCUGGCAGAGUUUGUCCGCAAGCUCUUGGGACCUUACUCUCUCAACGUAACCACAGCAACCGGCCUCUGUUCAGCCUCCCUUUGUGAAGGAAAAGGCAGAUGCGUCCGUCAGAAUCCGAACAGCUCCGCCUACCUCCACCUUCCACCGCCCCCUGACGUGAUGGAGAAGGCGGAAGCAGCCAAAGCCACAGACGAGCCCGAUCCAGACUUUAAGGCAGCUGAACCGGACCCAGCCGAGAUGUGGAAGAAAGACUUCCAGUGUCAGUGGUACAAGACUACAGAUGGGGACGUCUCAGAUCAAUCCCCUAAAGAUGGAGCCUCUGUCAGCGGGACACUUGAGCAAAUUUCCAGAGAGCUCAGAGGGACUGCAGCAACCUUUACAACAGAUUCCAUAACAAAAGGUGCCCCCACGAUGGAGCCGAGUGGAAGCGCUUCGGCACCGAUGGAGCCGAGUGGAAGCGCUGCGGCACCGUUGGCUUCAAACACUUUCAAUGUUUUGUUGUUGCUGGUGACUGCUUGUCUUUUGUGAACUGAAGCAAACUUCAAUUAUGAGGAUUAAACAGAUGUGCCUUUAAUCAGGACAGCAGACAUAUCAUGAAAGUCUGUACAAAACUUUCUGAGGAUGUGCCAAUGCACAGUGAUACUGUAGCACUUGUCACUUUUUUCCAGUUGGGAUACAGUACUGGUGGAAAGCUGCUUGAUG
This is a messenger RNA of Syngnathus typhle (broad-nosed pipefish), 1797 nucleotides long. Its product is annotated as Glyco_hydro_56 domain-containing protein. Gene Ontology annotation, biological process: hyaluronan catabolic process; carbohydrate metabolic process. The transcript has 6 exons. The record is from RefSeq and is a predicted model, not a curated record. NCBI's taxonomy places the organism in Eukaryota, Metazoa, Chordata, Actinopteri, Syngnathiformes, Syngnathidae. Bases 1 to 1623 code for a protein of 540 amino acids. Gene Ontology annotation, molecular function: hyalurononglucosaminidase activity.